AUGCGACUGCAACGUGGCCAGUGUGUGCCUCGGGCAGCUCCCGGGCCAGAUGCACCAGCUCCUCCACACUCAACUGACCAGUUGCUUGUGCCAACCGCAACUGGACACCGAGCACCGGCUGUACGCCGGUGCGUGUCGAACUCCGCUGCACGGACUUCCUUCGCGGCAGUCAGUCCAUGUUCCGAGGGCCCCUACUGGCCGCAUCCAGGGACCGCCUUCCCCCGCCCCCUGAGAAGGGUCUUCAGCGCCGCCAACCUACCCCGGUCGGUCUCCGGUCCGGCAGCCCUCGCAACCUCCUCAAAGUCCUCCAGGAAGGUCCGAACAUCCACAUCCUCAAAGGGUUGCGGCCACGGGAUCUCCAUCCUUAUCCUGGUCACGGCACCAAGUGAAAGGAAGGAGGCCAUCGCUGCGGGUAUAAAUGAGGACUUCCGGCGCUCUGAAGAUGGUAUGGCUAUUCAUUAUAGCAAAGAUGGUUACCUGUUCACUUCAAAAUAUCACAGGGAUACCACAGAUAACCUGAAAUGGUGUGAAGGCAAAAGGACUGUGAUGGCGUCUAGCGUAAAGCGCGAGUGUUUGUACAAGAACGGGUUUGAUUUGAGUGGUUCUGGAUCUACACAGCAGUGCGCAUCUCAUGAAACUCCGGAGAGUCUCGAUCCCGCGACCUCCCGGCUAGCAGAUCGGCCACGUGCGGCUGGUGAACGGUGUGAUCAACUCGCACUUAGACAGGAUAUAGCGCCGCUCAUCCUUCAAUCACGAGAUCCACAUCACGCGGUCACACGUGUUGACUGGAUCCUCGAGUAA
This is a messenger RNA of Opisthorchis viverrini, 801 nucleotides long. RefSeq lists its product as hypothetical. The record is from RefSeq and is a predicted model, not a curated record. The coding region runs from base 1 to 801 and encodes 266 amino acids. NCBI's taxonomy places the organism in Eukaryota, Metazoa, Platyhelminthes, Trematoda, Opisthorchiida, Opisthorchiidae. The transcript has 5 exons.